UUCAAAGUGUUUUCUAAACUUUAAUUUAUGAUCACGCAUACCUUUGAUUGGAAAUAAGUUUGUUGCGGUAAAACUGUGCGUACGUUAAUCGUUCCCGUACUUUCGUAAUAGCGCCCUCUUGUGAUAUGGUGCAUUUUGUAAGGUCAAAGUGUAAAUUCUUCAUGAUUCCGAUGAUUCGUAAACAAUGAACGUGUACCAAAUUUAUCUCCCCAAAUCAAUGUAAAAUUAUCAGGUUUUCUAAGUCCCAAAUGUUGUAGUUUCGGAUCCAGCACAAUCGUGAACCACCACCACCACCUCCACAAGAACCAAAUACAGCAGCAAUAAAGUACAUGCCUCAGGGUGCGUUCAGAAAGGGACCGAAUACUUCGAAUAAAAACACUUGUGUAGCAAAUGACGUUUGCAAGGCUACAUGAAGGCCCCUGGUUAUUUGGGAUGCUACGAGGAUUGUACUGGUUUUUUUGGCGGUUGUAAUCGUGCCCUGCCGAUCGGACCAGUAGAUAGCGACGAUCAAUCUGUGGAGCGGUGCUUUAAGAACUGUCUAGAUACGCGUACAACGAGCUACGAGUACGCGGGACUUGAACACAAAAACGAAUGUUUCUGUGGAAAUACUGAAGACUACGGCAGAUUUGGAAAAAAGGCGGACUCUCAUUGUCAAGACACUUGUACGGGAAACAGCGACCAGAUCUGUGGAGACUCAGACCGGAUCUCUAUAUACAGAGUUUCGCAAGGAGUAUGCAGUAAUGACAUAGGACCACCCACCAACGGAGCCCAUAACAUCACCAACCCGCGUUCACUGUCUUACAAUCUCAACAACUUCAAGUUCUUCGGGACUCGUGUAGAUUUCUCCUGUGACCCUGGAUAUACCCUCCAUGGAGCAUCAAGCAUUGAAUGCAUUGAGACUGGCUACAACAACGUCACGUGGAGUGACUCGGUACCGACAUGUGAAGCCUCAGCAAAUCUAACAACACUGAGCGCUUAUACAUCGCCUCAUAGUACCACCCCAUCGCAAACCACAACUACAUUUCACAUCUCCAAGCCAUUAACAGGGUACACUACUGAUGUGGGCGAGUCACAGACACACACAACCCAGAAGACCUCUUCAAAGAUUCUAUCUCCGACCCGGGAAAGCACAAAGGCUCCAGAUCAUCGAACAAACAGUCCUAUCGCUGGAAAGUUAGGAACAGGUGAAGUUGCUGGAAUUGCUGUUGGGGCCCUGGUAGCAUUAACUGUGCUGAUAGUGGCAGUGUUUUUUCUAUGGAGAAAAAGGAUCAGGAAGCCUAAAGAACAGAAGGGAUCAGACAUUGCCUUGGAUACGGUUGGUGCCCAUUACGUAAACCACACGUUCGCCAACCCUAUCUUGGAUACCAGCGGCACUGCACAAAGCCAAGGCGAUCGCGACAAUGCUCCGCCCGUGUACAGCCAAGUCGUCAAGAAGAGACCCGCCGAUGAGGGCGCCACACUUUCGGUUCCCCCUCAAAAUGACCAAGACGGCGACAGCGGGUGGGUUGACAAUGAAGUGUACGGAUGCGAAUCGUUUCCGAUAGAGAUUGAGGCGAGAAACAAAGAUAGAGACGGACAACCAAACGACCAACCGCCGAUUACCAUGGAAGGAAAGCCGGGAUGGGUGGAAAAUAUCAUCUAUGAAUAGUAUGAUCCUAAAGAAUAACAUCAAUCAAAGGCACUAGAAUCAUUUGCAAUUAUCCCAAAAGUAGCAUACCAAAUUAUUAUCAAAAAGCUUACUUGGAUGAAAGAUCGUUCUGAAAAUUUGCCUCAUAUUGGUACAAAUUAUUGACAGGCUGUGAUAAUUUUUUUUAACUGAGGGUUUGGUGCCUUGACUGACAUUGAUAGAUAAGGUGGUUCAGCGCUGGUGAGAGCAUGUAAAUGAUGGAUGUAGUUAAGUAACGAUGAAUGCACAAAAUGGUUCACUCAUGUUUAACCCCAGCAAGGCGCGGUUCUAGAUCCAAUAUUUCAGGGGGGGGGGGCUAAACCCUUCGCAAAUAACGUCACUUUAUAUAUUCUGAACAUUGCAGAACAAGCCUCUGUUUUCGUUAAAGUUUUUUUCUUGGCUGUUUCGGCAUUUGCCAAACAGCCUUUGUUUUUGUCAAGUUACUUUUUUCAGUCAUUUCCCAUAGCAUUUUUAGGCCUAAACGUUUUCAUCGUGCAUGGCAUUUUGGGCACAACAAUUAAUCCGAUUGCCUUUAUACUUGGCACACACUUGGACUAGCACCUGCAGAUGUAUGCUGAACAUUGACGUCAUCAUGACGUCAUAAAAAGGUGGAUUUUGAAAUACAUAUAAUGGAAUGUCCGAUCGUUAUGAAACUUGGUGGGUAGGUAUAUUUACUGGUAUACAAAAACCGAAGUGACGUCAUCGUGACGUCAUCAAGUAAUUUCUUAAGGCCUAUUUUGACACAGGUAUACAGGUUCGAGUUGGUGCUAACUUGGUAUGCACCAACAUCGGGAUGUGCAAACUAUCAGUCUAUAUCGUGACCUGAAUUUACGUCAACAAAAUUCCGAAACAUUGUCUAGUUUUCAAUAGCAUUUUUGGGGAAGGGCCAAGCUAGACUAAAGCAAGCCCCCCCCCCCCCAAGAACCGCGCCUGAUCCCAGCAAAGGCAUUGUCCUCUAAGAUGGCUGCUACACAAGUUGUAGAAGCAUUCAAGGUCACCCUAUCUAUCAAACCCCUUCAAUUAACAGGUUUUGAAAGUAAUGUGGUUUAAUCCAUGGGGCUUUUGGCAGUUGGUGACAAGCCUGUUCAAAAGUCAGAUAGGAAGUGGAUAUAUUUUUUGACGGUUUGUCACAGGGCUAUCAGUUUAGAAGGGCUAAGGGGAAGGCGCCUAAUACAAAAUACAUUUCUUAAUUUCUUCUUGCUAUGAAUCUGUAUUAUCUGUGCUAAUGUGAAUAUGUAAACAUUCUUUAAAAAUAAAAGCCAUGCAACAAAGUGUUUUUUAGGCGUUCCAUACUUAACAAGAUUUUCCAAGUAAAGGCCUAUAUUACUAGGUGUAUUGAAAAUUUAAUAACAACGCAGGGUAUACAUUUACAAGGUCAAAAACCAAAGUGAGUACUUUCUUAUCGGCAUCAGUCCUAAAAUGCUUUUUAGUUUUCACGUUGGCCAAAAUGGUGGUAUAUGUAAAAAAAAAAAAAAAAAAAAAAGCCUCUAAUAAUAUCGACCAUUUUGUAUUUCCAACAUGCACAGCUCCACUUUAAAAACCAUAAGCAUAGGAAGUUAUAGCAUUGUGUAUAAUUAUAAAACUGUUUACGCAACUUGUUGAAUUUCCUGACAUCAAUUUUCAGAUGAGAGAUCCGCUUUCGUGUUGGCAGAGCAGGCCUAAGUUUUCGUGAGUUUCGGAUUGUAUGCUAAUUGUAUCAUAUUUAAUUUCACAGUUAAUAAGCUGGUUUCGAAACAAGUCGUGAUGUUGAUAUAUAGUGCAAAUAAUAAACCUUAUAGCGAGUUUUUUAUCUACAGGUCAUUGGCAGUUCAUUGACUUUCCUGAAUUAAAGGGGCACUCCUUUAAUUCAGUGAUGAUUUACUAAGAGACCGUCCAUCAGUAACAAGGGCGGAUCCAGAACACAA
Patiria miniata (bat star) is the source of this 3570-nucleotide messenger RNA. RefSeq lists its product as uncharacterized. Gene Ontology annotation, cellular component: plasma membrane. The transcript has 7 exons. The record is from RefSeq and is a predicted model, not a curated record. NCBI's taxonomy places the organism in Eukaryota, Metazoa, Echinodermata, Asteroidea, Valvatida, Asterinidae. Bases 410 to 1648 code for a protein of 412 amino acids.